This is a messenger RNA of Aspergillus alliaceus, 372 nucleotides long. RefSeq lists its product as uncharacterized. The coding region runs from base 127 to 309 and encodes 60 amino acids. The record is from RefSeq and is a predicted model, not a curated record. NCBI's taxonomy places the organism in Eukaryota, Fungi, Ascomycota, Eurotiomycetes, Eurotiales, Aspergillaceae. The transcript has 2 exons. Gene Ontology annotation, biological process: nucleoside metabolic process. Gene Ontology annotation, molecular function: catalytic activity.
CAUCUCUUCAGUAUUCGGACUUAAAUCUGCAUUGGAGGCCGUUGUCAACCCAAGUUGCCUGUCAUAUUUGAACGAUUUUCUAUAUCUGAUCCAGUUUAGUCAUGUGCCAUCAGAGAACUGGAACAGAUGCACAACACCAUGUCCCACCAUAAAGCAGAAAAGGGGGUUCUAUGCUUCGAGAUAGAAGCUGCGGGUUUGAUAAAUCACUCUCACUCUCCUUGCUUAGUCAUUCGGGAUAUAUGUGACUAUUCGGAUACGCAUAAGAAUGGCCGGUGGCAAGAUUAUGCAGCAAUGGCGGUGGUCCUGUGACCGGCGAGGGCUUACAACUCUCAUUCUAGUAUGGAAAGAGAAUACUGCCCAAGCGAACCACCG